This is a messenger RNA of Carica papaya (papaya), 1924 nucleotides long. RefSeq lists its product as uncharacterized. Lineage: Eukaryota; Viridiplantae; Streptophyta; Magnoliopsida; Brassicales; Caricaceae. The record is from RefSeq and is a predicted model, not a curated record.
UUUGGUUUUGUUGGGUAUUGUUACUUGUCCACUUGGAAAUUGUUAUAUCAGAGCAUGGGUUUUCUCAUCAAUUGAAGAUAGAAUUGGCGACGGCUUCUCUGGUUUUUGGGAGCCGCCUUGUGUUGAUUGAUGGGAAUUUCGAGGAAAGAGAAAAAGAAAAAAAUUGGGAAGUUGGGUUUUUUUUUUGCUGGGUUCUUCUAUGUUGACUUUUGGUAAUAGCUUUUUUAUUUAGUCAAAAGAAGCGACCGGUGACUGGUCAAGUCCACAAAUGGGUUCUUGUAAUUAAUUGGUUGAUGGUUGCUUGUUAGGUGCCUGUUAAUUUAUAUUGGGUUUUUUUUCCUUUUCUCCUCUUCAAUUGAAUCGUUUUCCAAUUUGUGUUUUGACUUGGUGGGUAUUGUUUUGAUCAUCAACAACUUUGAUUAUUCGAUGCUGGUGGGUAUUGUAGAACUCUAAGGAGGAGAUGGAUAAUGGAAGAGUACACCCGAAUUGUGUUAAUGCUUCAAAUCCCUACCAUGAAUGUGGUGUUAGCUGUAUAGAGAAAAUUUCUCAAGGCAAGGGAAGAAAAGAUGUCAAAAAGACUGACAGUAGCAGAGGUAAAAAAGGUGAGCUUAGCAAGGGGAAGGAUGAGGAGAGAAGAGUGCGCUCGUCUUGCACCAGGGCAUCUAAUCCUUACCAUGAAUGUGAUGCCAAUUGCUCCAAAAGAACUGCUGGAUCUGAUACUCGGGGGAUUAAAAAUGAUUCAGGCUCCAAGAUUCUUGAGAUCUCAAGAACCUUUGGUAAGAAAAAGAAGGAAUCUGAAUCUAAUUCGAAUUCUCAUCACUCAUCAGAUGGCAGCCAUGAAUCAAGUGUGGGACACCCUGCAAAAGCUCCAUCACCUCCAUCACAUUCUCCUGCAAAGAAAAAUGUUGAAUCAGGGAAUUACGAGUCAUUUUCCUCGGCUGAGCAACGUGAUGGAGACAUCUAUUCUCGAGAACAAUCUUUUGACAAGGAGCAGAAUCAAGCUCCUGAAACAAUUCCUAUAUAUGCAAAUGGCACGCCUGAUCAUCAUAAAAGCUCUCCAAAAAAUAGUAUGAAUGGCAUUCUUGGUCAAACACCAAACAAGCUAGAGAAGGAUGAAAAAAAGCAUUAUGAUUCACCUGUGGUAAGCGACAUAGCUAGGAGCUUUAGUUUCUUAGGCCUUCUCCGCUCACAGGAGGACAGUGAUGACGAAGAAAUCCAAUCCGUGAUUUCCGAUUCCUGUGUCUCGGUUGGAAACUACCAUGUCAGAGCAGGUGUCUCUUCCAUCCUAGAAUCCAUCUUUGAUAAGUACGGAGACAUUGCUGCAGGCUGCCAAUUGGAAUCAGUUUCCAUGCGGGGUUAUUAUCUAGAAUGCUUGUGCUCUGUGGUUCAAGAGCUGAAAUCCAUUUCGUUUAACCAGUUAACCAAAUCUAAAGUUCGGGAAAUGCUUGCUGUUCUUAAUGAUGUAGAAUCUGCAAAAAUUGAAGUUGAAUGGCUUCGAGAUGUUCUCAAUGAACUCUUGUUAGCCACAGAACUCAACAGUCAGUGCCAAAUAAUGGAAUCAACAAAAGCAAACUGCAAACAUGAUUUGGAGUCAACCAAGAAGGAACUCGAAGAUCGGAUGGAAGAGUUGGCUCAGAAAGAGAAGGCGGUUGAGGAAGCUCGGGAAAGGGUCACAGAGACCAAAGCAAGCCUGAGGGAGCUUGAGCUCGAGUAUUCUCGGUUGAACAAGAGCAUUUUGACUUUCAAAUCCAAGGUUGAAAAAUUCCAUGGCAAGUCCCUUGUAGAUGAGCUCUUAUAAAUGAUAAAGCAUAAUAUAGUACUUAUAUAAGUUAUUGUACUUGAACUGAAUCAUUAAACUGAUGAGAGAAGCUGGCUUGAUAUGAAUUAUAAGGCUUAAAAGGGUCUUGAAAUAUUGCAGCAGCAA